Leptinotarsa decemlineata (Colorado potato beetle) is the source of this 1715-nucleotide messenger RNA. It is a transcript of the gene Br140, whose product is annotated as bromodomain-containing protein 140. NCBI's taxonomy places the organism in Eukaryota, Metazoa, Arthropoda, Insecta, Coleoptera, Chrysomelidae. Gene Ontology annotation, biological process: regulation of transcription by RNA polymerase II. Gene Ontology annotation, molecular function: protein binding. The record is from RefSeq and is a predicted model, not a curated record.
CACUCUAUCGUGAAACAAGUUUUAAAAUGUGAAAAGUGUCACAACGUAUAUCACCCAGGUUGUGCAAAACAAAAAAAAUGUGAAAUUCAUCAGCAACAAAGUGAUAAACUGCUGUAUGAGCACUGAAGUCUGUGAUAUGGAACAUUUUUUUGAUACCAUGGAUGACCAAGACUAUGACAAGUUGUUUACAGUCUCCCAGCAGAGCUGUGGAUUGUGUGUUAUGCCCCAAUAAAGGUGGAGCCUUCAAACAAACAGACCGAAGUACAUGGGCGCAUGUUGUAUGUGCUCUGUGGAUUCCUGAAGUUCGAUUUGCUAAUACUGUCUUUUUAGAACCAAUUGAUUCCAUUGAGACGAUCCCAGCAGCCCGUUGGAAACUAACAUGCUAUGUUUGUAAACAAAAGGGUGUAGGGGCCUGCAUUCAAUGCCACAAAAGCAGUUGUUAUUCUGCUUUCCAUGUUACUUGUGCUCAACAAGCUGGAUUAUACAUGAACAUGGAUACAGUUAAAGGAGGAGGAGAUUCUCAGCCUGUUUUAGUCCAAAAAAUUGCCUACUGCGAUACCCACGCUCCUGCAGAUAAUGGGGAUUCAAAGAAAGAUGAUUCUAGAAAAAAAAUGAUUCAGGCUCGUAAGAUGCUAGCAAAAAAACGAACUUCGGCCCCUAUUAUCCUCAUUCCUACCAUUCCUCCUGAACGUAUUCAGGAAAUUGGUUCAUUAGUAACCAUUACAAAAAAAUCUCAAUUCAUCCAACGGCUUAUAGCUUAUUGGACAUUAAAGAGGCAAUUCCGGAAUGGAGUUCCGCUCCUUCGAAGACUACAGAGUGCACAAGGGGGUCUUAAGGAUUCAAAUACCAGUAACGUGGAUACCAUAGAACUUUGUCGCCAGCUCAAAUACUGGCAGUGUCUGAGACAGGAUUUGGAAAGGGCCAGACUGCUUUGUGAGUUGGUGAGAAAAAGGGAGAAAAUUAAAUUAGAAUAUACAAGAGUUUCAGAGAAGUGUCUCAGGAUAAAACUGAAACCCCUAGAAGCUAGUUUGAGAAAUGUUUUGGAUUUAAUACAGGCUAAAGACACCAAUGAAAUAUUCACUGAACCAGUAGACCUUGAAGAGGUACCAGACUACACCACUGUAGUUACGGACCCGAUGGACCUCAGUACAAUGAAAAAGAAACUGGAUGAAGGAAAAUAUCCAGAUUUGAUAACAUUGGAAAAAGAUUUUGACCUUAUGAUAGCGAAUUGUCUAGCCUAUAACAAUAGAGAUACAGUAUUUUACAGAGCUGCUAUUAAAAUGCGAGAUCAAUGUGGUGUCAUCUUCAGACAGGCUAAGAAGGAACUGGAAGCUGCAGGAUUGUUAAACAAUAAUAAGGACUGUCUCAAGAUGAAUUCUGGAUCUGGACAUGUCGAAGAAUCCAUGGCAUCUGAAAUUGACAAAGAAUUGGAAAAUCUACAGGGUAAAUCAGGGUCUGAAGUUUUGGCGAAGCUUGAAGACUUAUUAGUUAAAAGUCAAACGUUAAAGCAUGGGUUGGCAAGAGGUAAAAGGGUGAAAAUAGUGCGAAGUGAAAUCAAUAGGGUGAAAAAAAAAUUAGCAGCUCAGACAGAUACUGAUCUUACAUCACAGUCUGAUGUAGAUGUGCACAUAGAAAAUGAAAAUGCUGACAUAAGAAACAGUUCUGCAACUUUUGGUGAGUAAAAAAUUUUGCAAAAUGUUAAAUGUAUGGCACCU